This is a messenger RNA of Aspergillus affinis, 750 nucleotides long. RefSeq lists its product as uncharacterized. The record is from RefSeq and is a predicted model, not a curated record. The transcript is spliced from 4 exons. Bases 1 to 750 code for a protein of 249 amino acids. NCBI's taxonomy places the organism in Eukaryota, Fungi, Ascomycota, Eurotiomycetes, Eurotiales, Aspergillaceae.
AUGGAUUUUGUUCAAGGAGGUAUUCUCUCUGCAUCACAUUCCACUACUCCAACACCGACAACGCCUUGGUAUGCUAAUAUUAUGAAAGGCUUCAAUACGGCCGUCGACCUUUUCCUCACCAUACUCUCGGCCAUCCAGUUGUGGCGAUUCACGAUCCGAGCCACUGACAGCGGACCCUCCGGCAGGAAUUCGUUUUUGGCCAAACUACAUAAUAUGCCACGGCAGACUCGUAUUCGACGGAUGUGGCAGACCAUUACCCUGAGUGGACCGUUGUUGUUAUCUGGGAUUGCGUCGAUUGUGAAGACAUACCUUUUGAAAUCCAUUGGCGACAAGAAUGAUAUUACACACAGUACCGUACCAUUCGUCUUAUGGGUCAAAAUUGAGAACUACAGUAUCCUCCUUGACACCUGCGCCUCUGUCGUUCGACUCCUUAUACGCAUGUCCUCAGAGAGUUACAACCAAACCGGAAGUCUCUGGUCACGCAGUCGGUCAAAUCAAUUCCACGAAGGCUCUGAACUUAUCAAGCACGAUCACACUCAUAGCAAGGGGACAGUUGUUAUGUCUAUUUUUGCCGAUCGCGAGACUUCGCCGAACGGUGGGGGCGGGUACCAUGUUGGAGGUCAAUCCGGGGAAGGCCAAGAUGAUCGACCGCCAAACGAGGCCCGAGAAAUAGGUGGUGUGAGAGUGAAGACCGAUAUAACCGUGCAGGUUGAUUCUGAUGGGGCUUCUACGAAAAGACUGGUGCCUUGA